AUGGAUCUCCUCCGCGCGAACCUCCACAAGGUCCGCAUCCCGGAGCCCACCAACCGCAUCCACAAGGACGAGUGCUGCGUCUCCUUCGACACCCCGAGGUCGGAGGGCGGGCUGUACGUGGACAUGAACUCGUUCCUGGGGUUCGGGAGGGAGCACGUGGCGUGGAACUUCGAGAAGUCGGAGAACCCCGUGUACCUCCACAUCGUGCAGCGCCGGAAGCCGGAGCCAGACGAGACGGAUCGCCCGCUGAAGAAGCCAACCCUGCUCGCCAUCGGCAUGGAGGGAGGUUUUGGUGAACAAGAACCUGAAUACGAUGUGACUUACAAAAUCGUUAUUUUGCCUGAAUUUUUGUCUCUCCCAUUUCCAUCAGUUGAUUUGCCAGAGAAGGUUAGGCUCGCAGUUGAUAAAGUUAUACUUGCGGAGAGUGCUGAUAGAAAGCAACAACUGGCUUCUUGGGUGGCUGACAAGAAAAUAAUCAGUGCACAUGCUAUGGAUCUGCAACAACUAGACAAUGGUGUUAUUGUGCCCCCUACCGGGUGGAAGUGUAGCAAGUGUGACAAAACUGAGAAUCUUUGGUUAAAUUUAACUGAUGGUAUGAUCCUCUGUGGGAGGUGGGUCUGGGAUGGAACUGGCGGGAAUAAUCAUGCUGUUGAACACUACCAGCAGACUAAAUAUCCUUUAGCGGUGAAGCUUGGAACAAUUACCGCUGAUUUGGAAGGAGCAGACGUUUACUCAUACCCGGAAGAUGAUAGCGUUGAAGAUCCAAUAUUAGCUCAGCACUUGUCGCAUUUUGGUAUUGAUUUUUCUUCACUCCAGAAGACUGAGAUGACUACUGCUGAAAGAGAACUUGACCACAACACUAAUUUUGAUUGGAAUAGAAUACAAGAAAGUGGCAAAGAUGCCGAACCUUUAUAUGGGCCUGGCUAUACUGGCCUUGUAAACCUUGGAAAUAGUUGCUACAUGGCCUCAGUAAUGCAAGUUAUGUUUUCAACCCAUCCCUUUAUAUCACGGUACUUUGAGAAGCAGAGCUUGAAAGCUGCGUUUGCAAUUUCUAAAGCUGAUCCAACGUUGGACUUAAACAUGCAAAUGACAAAGUUGGCGCAUGGUAUGCUCUCUGGUAAAUAUUCUGCACCCAGUCAAGAGUGGGUGGAGCUUCCUAGGGACAAAUAUCCUGUUGUCCUAUCUUAUACAAAUAUACGAUUGCAGGGACAAGAAGGAAUACGCCCCCGUAUGCUCAAGUCAGUAAUUGCAGCAAGUCAUCCUGAAUUUUCCAGUAUGAGGCAACAGGAUGCCCUUGAGUUCUUCCAUCAUCUUAUUGACAAAGUUGAUCAGGCAAACCCUGGAAACCAUGAGUUGAAUCCUUGUACCGGCUUCAAGUUCAUCAUCGAGGAGCGGGUUCAGUGCCCCUCUGGGAAAGUUUCUUAUAAUCAACAUUGUGACAACUUCCUUACUUUGAGCAUACCAUUGCAUGAAGCGACUAACAAAGAGCAGCUAGAAGCGUUCCAUGAGAAGAAAGCAGCAAUGGACUUGGAUGGAAAGGAAGUGUCUAAGGAGGAAAUCGUGAGGCCAAGAGUCCCACUGGAGGCAUGCUUAGCAAGUUUUUCAGGCGGAGAGGAAGUGCCUGAGUUUUACAGCACUGCAUUAAAUUCAAAGACGACAGCAAUUAAGACUACUGGCCUUAAAACUUUUCCUGAUUACCUGGUGCUUCAGAUGCGUAAGUUUGUAAUGGGAGAAGGAUGGGUGCCAAAGAAACUUGAUGUUUAUAUUGAUGUGCCGGAUAUAAUCGAUAUAUCGCACAUGCGCAGCAAUGGUGUACAGCCUGGGGAAGAGCUACUGCCUGAAGGAGCUUCUUGUGGCAACAAAGCUGAACCUGCUCGUCCUGUUGCCGACGAGGAUAUUGUAUCCCAGCUUGCAAACACGGGGUUCAAUUACUUUGCCUGUCAGAAAGCUGCUAUUAAUACAUCAAAUGCAGGAAUUGAGGAGGCAAUGGAUUGGCUCCUCUCACACACGGGGGAUCCAGAUAUUAAUGAGCCGAUAUCUCAAGAUCCAAUGCCUGCAGAAGACACUAUUGAUGAAGCAAGUCUUCAAACCCUUGUUUCCUUUGGCUUUCCAGAAGAUGUUUCUCGAAUGGCCUUGAAAGCUUCUGGUGGAAAUAUUGAGAGAGCCACGGAGUGGGUUUUCAGCCACCCUGAAGCAUCUAGUUCUGUAUCUGCUGAUUCUUCAACAAACAAUGUAAAAGAUGACGACUCGAACAUAUCAGAUGGAAGUGGCAGAUACAAGCUGAUGGCAUUUGUGAGCCACAUGGGAACCUCUACACACUGUGGGCACUAUGUCGCCCAUAUCCUCAAAGAUGGGAGGUGGACGAUCUUCAACGACAAUAAGGUUGCUGCAUCGGUCGACCUGCCCAAGGACAUGGGAUACCUCUAUUUCUUUCAGAGGAUAAGCAGUUAG
Triticum turgidum subsp. durum (durum wheat) is the source of this 2451-nucleotide messenger RNA. Lineage: Eukaryota; Viridiplantae; Streptophyta; Magnoliopsida; Poales; Poaceae. The record is from the annotation of a GenBank genome assembly.